Molecule: messenger RNA, 1710 nt
Organism: Aspergillus fijiensis CBS 313.89
Lineage: Eukaryota; Fungi; Ascomycota; Eurotiomycetes; Eurotiales; Aspergillaceae
Product: DUF3176 domain-containing protein
Exons: 2
Coding region: 1-1710 (569 amino acids)
Source: RefSeq, a predicted model, not a curated record
AUGAGACAUCUCAAGGAGGAGUAUGAGCUGGGGUACCACAAAGUGGACGAACCGGGGGAGGCGAACCCCACGCGGAAACGGCCUUUGUCAACCAUGCUGUUGCAGCCCCGGGCGGUUGGCCCAUGGGGAGCGGGCUGGGUCUUUGAGAUCGUGAGCUGUGUCAUCGCGGUGGGCGCCCUAGUAGCCAUCAUCGUCGUCCUGCACACGUACGACGGCAAACCCAUGCCGGAUUGGCCGUACGGCAUCACCCUCAACGCCUUGGUGUCACUACUCGUGACGGUCAUGAAGGCGGCCAUGGUCUACCCCAUCACCGAAGGGUUGUCGCAGCUUAAAUGGUCCUGGUUCAACCGACAGAACAAGCUCAAUGACUUGGCAGUGCUGGACGCUGCUAGUCGCGGUGCCGUCAAUGCGGUCUUCGUCUUGUUUCGCUUCCUCCCACGCCAUCUGGUGACGGUAGGAUGCUUCAUCCUUGUAGUAGCGGCAGCGAUUGCCCCCUUCGUGCAGCAGGUCCUCAGCAUCACCUCGCAGCCCAUCCACUCGCCGGGCCAAUCCUCGAUUCGCGUGUGCAACACGAGCUCGUACGUGGACUACGGCGAAGGGGCAGGACCUGGCAUGAACAAAGUGCCGCUCUCCACGGCGGGGGCUAUCUACACAGGGCUCUUCCAGAGCACCGGAACAAACAGCCAAGCCCUGACCAUGACCUGCCCGACGGGCAACUGCACCUUUGCCCCGUACCAGUCCCUCGGGCUGUGCCAACGAUGCGCCAACAUCACCGACGAGCUAACCCUAACGACCGCCAACCCGACCAGCACAAUGAGCACUUACCACUACAACCUGACCAACGGGUUCAGUUUUUCCACCUCCUGGGGCGGAAUCUACCUGAUGAACGCGACGACCGGCUUAGACCUGGUGAAGCUCGACGCCUCCGCCCUUCCUCCGCUGAUCCUCAACUUCACUGCCAUCAGCGCCGCAGGCUACGGCGUGCCGCCCACCAUCAGCGCCACCGAAUGCGCCCUCUACUUCUGCGUCAAGACCUACUCCGCCUCGGUGCAGGAGGGCGUCUUUAACGAAACCCUGGUCUCGACCGCCACCACCUCCAACUCCUCCACCGCCGCAUCGGACAUAACGACCGACCUCACCCUCUUCCCGGACCACUGCACCUCCAACCAGACCGCCCACUGCACUUACAGUGUCAGCUGGCUCAGCCGCCUCGCCCUCGCCAACUCCAUCACUUCACUCCUGACAGGGAGCGGCUCCCUCUUCAUCAGCAACCGCCCCAGCUGGACUUCCGACACCAUCCAGGCCCUGUACGGGGUGCAGGGCAACUACACGGACGUCUCGGGGGUAUUCACCUCGCUCGCGACGGCGUUGACAACGCACGCGCGCACCGAGGUCUGCGCCGCGGCGGUGAACGGCACGACCUGGACGGUCGACUCGUUUGUGCACGUGCAGUGGCCCUGGCUGACGCUGCCGAUUGUGUUGGUGGCCAUGACACUGGGGUUCCUGGUGGCGACGGUGGUGCGCACCCGCAACCAGUACAUCUGGAAGUCGUCACCGCUGGCGCUGCUGUUCUCGGACGUGAGCCUGGAGGCGCCGCAUCAGAUGCGCCGCAGUCCGGAUCUGAGCGCGAUGGUGGCGGCAUCGCGGAGUUUGGAGGUGCUGUUGGAGACGACGGAGGGGGGGUCGCGGUUGCGGGCGGUAGCUAGAUAG